GAAAGGAGGCAUUUCCACGUGUGCAUGUAGGGAAAGGCCAAGACUUCCGGGGUCCUCUAAUAGCGGCCAUGUUGAUCGGUGUUGAGGGGGAUUGCCCAGUUUAUGGCUCCUAAAUGCUGGGAGGGACCGCGGUGACUGAACCCCGAAGGUGGAGAGGAAUCGUCCUCGGUGCACAGAGUCGGCUCUACAGCCCCGUGACCACCCACCGCUCGCGGGCAGUGCUUCCCCAAGUAGUCCGAUGGCAGCGACUGCGCCGAGGCGCCUGGCUCAGCAGGACACUGUGACCUUUGAAGAUGUGGCUGUGAACUUUUCCCAGGAAGAAUGGAGCCUUCUUAGUGAGGUUCAGAGGUGCUUGUACCGUGAUGUGAUGCUAGAGAACCUGGCACUUAUAUCCUCCCUGGAUUGUUGGUGUGGAUCAAAAGAUAAGGAGGCACCAUCUAAGCAGAGCAUUUCUGUACAAAGAGAGUCUCAGAACACGACUCCUAGGGCAGUUGUUUCUCCUAAGAAGGCUCACCCCUGUGAAAUGUGUGGCCUCAUCUUGGGAGAUGAUUUGCACUUUGCUGACCACCAAGAAACACAUCAGAAGCAGAAGCUGAACAGGAGUGGGGCAUGUGGAAAAAACUUGGAUGACACUGCAAACCUUAAUCAGCACCAGAAGCAGCAUAUUGGAGAGAAAUUCUGCAGAAAGAGUGUCAGAGAAGCAUCGUUUGUAAAGAAACGUAAGCUCAGGGUGUCACAGGAGCCAUUUGUCUUCCAUGAGUUCGGGGAGAACGUUCUGCCCAGUUCAGGAUUAUGCCAAGAAGAAGCCUCUUAUCCUGUAGAGAAGACAGACAGUGAAACUAAGCAUGGCCCACCCUUUCAGGAGGGAAAAACUAAUUCCGGGUGUGGAAAACGCACAGAAGCCUUCAGCACCAAACACUCAGUUAUUCCACACCAGAAACUUUUCACUAGAGAUGGAUGUUAUGUAUGCAGUGAUUGUGGAAAAUCCUUUAGCAGAUAUGUCAGCUUCAGUAAACAUCAGCGAGAUCACACUGGAAAAGGACCUUAUGAGUGUGGAGAGUGUGGGAAAUCUUACAGUCAAAAGAGCAGCCUCAUUCAACAUCAGCGAGUUCACACUGGAAAGACAGCUUAUCCCUGUGGGGAGUGUGAGAAAUCUUUUAGUCAGAAGGGCAGGCUUAUUAACCAUCAGCAUGUUCACACUGGAAAAGGACCUUAUGAGUGUGGAGAAUGUGGGAAGUCUUUUGGUCAAAAGGGUAAAUUCAUUCAACAUCAGCGAGGUCACACUGGAGAGUCAGCUUAUCGCUGUGGGGAAUGUGGGAAAUCUUUUCGUCAGAAGUUCUGCUUUAUUAACCAUCAGCGUGUUCACACUGGAGAAAGGCCUUACAAGUGUGGAGAAUGUGGGAAAUCUUUUGGUCAAAAGGGCAACCUCGUUCAACAUCAGCGAGGUCACACUGGAGAAAGGCCUUAUGCGUGCAAGGAGUGUGGAAAAUUAUUUAGGUACAGAUCCCACCUCACUGAACACCAGAGACUUCACACCGGGGAAAGACCUUACAAUUGUAGGGAAUGUGGGAAAUUAUUUAACAGGAAGUAUCAUCUUCUUGUUCAUGAGAGAGUUCACACUGGAGAAAGACCAUAUGAGUGUGAGGUAUGUGGGAAAUUAUUUGGCAAUAAGAACAGCGUGACUAUACAUCAGAGGAUUCACACUGGAGAAAGGCCUUAUAAAUGCAGUGAAUGUGGGAAAUCAUUUCUUUCCAGCUCUGCACUUCAUGUUCAUAAAAGAGUUCAUUCUGGACAAAAGCCUUAUAAGUGCAGUGAAUGUGGAAAAUCCUUUGCUGAAUGUUCCAGUCUCAUUAAACACAGGAGAAUUCACACUGGAGAAAGGCCUUAUGAAUGCACCAAAUGUGGAAAAAGAUUUCAGCGAAGCUCUACCCUCCUUCAUCAUCAGAGUUCACACAGGAGAAAGGCCUUGUGAGUGCUGUCAAUGUGGAAAACUUCAGAAUACCUGCUCUCCUUGGUCUUAAGAGACUUUGCGUUGAGACCGUCUCGUUCUGUCACCCAGGCUGGAGUGUGGUGGCGCCAUCUUGGCUCACUGCAACUUGGGCCUCCUGGGUUCGUGAGAUUCUCCUACUUCAGCCUCCCGAGGAGCUGGGAUUAUGGGUACGCACCACCACGUGAGGCUAAUUUUUGUAUUUUUAGUGGAGACAGGGUUUUACCAUGUUAGCCAGGCUGGUCUCAAACUCCUGACCUCAAGUGAUCCACCCACCUUGGCCUCCCAAAGUGCUGAAAUUACAGGCAUGAGCCUCUGCACCCGACCUUCAUUCUUUUUGUAUUGCUUGGAAUAUGACAUGCUGAACCAGGCAUGGUGGCUCAUGCUUGUAAACCUGAUGCUUUGGGAGAAUGAGGUGGUUCACUCGAGGCCAGGAGUUAAGAGAUCAUCCUGGGCAACACAGCCAGACCUUCUCUACAGAAAGAAAAAAGAAUCACAUGCUAUGAAAACUGUAUAUUAUUUAUCUGUUGAAGUAUAUUUCAGUUGUUUCUUGUUUUUGUCUGUUAUAAAUGCAACUGCUACAUUUGAAUGCAGUUGUUUAUAUAAGUAUCCUUCACUAUGUUAAUACGGUGGUGUGCAGUGCCUGAGUCAAAUGAUAGAUUAAAGUACAACUCUUUUGUGAGACAGACUCGCUGCAUCACCCAGGCUGGAGUUCAGUGGCAUGAAUUUGGCUCACUGCAACCUCUGCCUUCCAAGUUCAAGUGAUUCUCCUGCCUCAGCCUCCCGAGUAGCUGGGAUUACAGGUAUGCACCACCAU
Messenger RNA from Piliocolobus tephrosceles (Ugandan red Colobus), 2804 nucleotides. It is a transcript of the gene ZNF586, whose product is annotated as zinc finger protein 586. Gene Ontology annotation, cellular component: nucleus. Gene Ontology annotation, biological process: embryo development; regulation of transcription by RNA polymerase II. The transcript has 3 exons. The record is from RefSeq and is a predicted model, not a curated record. Bases 239 to 1972 code for a protein of 577 amino acids. NCBI's taxonomy places the organism in Eukaryota, Metazoa, Chordata, Mammalia, Primates, Cercopithecidae. Gene Ontology annotation, molecular function: DNA-binding transcription activator activity, RNA polymerase II-specific; RNA polymerase II cis-regulatory region sequence-specific DNA binding.